Molecule: messenger RNA, 1926 nt
Organism: Cyprinodon tularosa
Lineage: Eukaryota; Metazoa; Chordata; Actinopteri; Cyprinodontiformes; Cyprinodontidae
Product: forkhead box protein P1-like
Exons: 16
Coding region: 101-1666 (521 amino acids)
Biological process (GO): regulation of transcription by RNA polymerase II
Cellular component (GO): nucleus
Molecular function (GO): DNA-binding transcription repressor activity, RNA polymerase II-specific; RNA polymerase II cis-regulatory region sequence-specific DNA binding
Source: RefSeq, a predicted model, not a curated record
GGUAGGCUCACAUCUCCAUCAGAGAACUCCUUCGCUCAGUCCACACCUGCUUCUUUGGGAGACACCAUCUCUGUCUGGCUGAUUAAGGACCUGUGCUGAGAUGCCCGAGUCUCCUCUCAGUCCCUCAGCAGCCCGUCAAACUCCAGCCAGGAGCCUCCUCAGCCACACAGGAGGAGGAGCAGGAGAGAAAGUCACUGAUGGAGGCUCCUGCAGUGGAUCGAGGGCACAAACCUGCCAGAGCCUCUUCAACAAACAGGUCUUUCUGGCCAUGAUGGCUCCUCAGCAGCUGCAGCAGCUUCUGUCGCCCAACCAGCUGCAGGCGAUGAUCCACCACAAGCAGCAGGUCCUGCUGCUGCAGCAGCAAAACCUGAAGGAAUUUUACAAGCAGCAGCAGCAGCAGCAGCGACUUCAUCAGCCGUCCAGCAGGAAAGUCAAAGAGCUUCCUGCUCAGCACCUCCUGCAGGAGCAGAAACCGUCUGAACCUUCAGAGAUGCAGCAGUUAUGGGAAGACAUCAAAUCUGCUCUUUCCAUCAGUGGGCCGAAGAUGAAGGAGAAACUAGGGAGCAGCGAGGAGCUGCAUGAUUCUCCUCUCAGAUCUGAUCGCUGUGCUGCAAACGAGGAUCAGGCUUCAGCAGACGUGCUCUUCAGUCACGGCGUGUGCAACUGGCCUGGUUGUGAAUCCGUUUGUGAAAAUGGCCGCCAGUUUUUCACGCAUCUGAGCAGUGAACACAGGUUGGAUGAGCGGAGCACCGCCCAAUGCCGAGUCCAGAUGCAAGUAGUCCAGCAGCUCCAGCUGCAACUCUGCAAAGAGCGGCAGCGUCUGCACGCCAUGAUGACUCACCUGCAUCUGCCUUGGCUGCAGCCUCACUCACCUCAAUCUGAUGCAGCUGCAGACCUUCUGGGCUCACAGCUCCGCCCAGCAGCGUUCACCUCCAAACCUCGGAGCGUUGCCAGGUCUCCACCUCGAGGCUGUGAGGAAGAGGGGCCCAUUUUUAGAUACUCCCCGAGGGCCAUGAGGCAUCAUCCCCCUCUGUUCUCUCUGUCUUCAGAAAAUGAGUAUGAGCUCUACAGAAACGCUGACAUCAGACCCCCCUUUACCUACGCAGCCCUGAUCCGACAGGCCAUAAUAGAAGCCUCAGAUAUGCAGCUCACACUCAAUGAGAUUUACAACUGGUUCUCCAGGACCUUUGCAUAUUUCAGACGCAACGCUGCCACCUGGAAGAACGCUGUCCGGCACAACCUGAGCCUCCACAAGUGCUUUGUGCGCGUGGAGAACGUGAAAGGUGCAGUGUGGACGGUGGAUGAGGAGGAAUAUCAGAGGAGGAGGUCUCAGAGGAUCACAGGGAGUCCAUCACUGAUGAAAAGAGUCUCCUCAGGUCUUCCUCUGGCUGCAGUUCUGCACUCCAGCUUUCAGGCCUCGCUGGGAGAAGCAUCGCUAAACCGACUCAAUAAGGAGAGUUUCGGACUUAGAGAGGAGAACAAAACAGCAGAAGGCAAAAGCGUCCAAAAACAAAACCCCUCUUCUGAGGUCCAACAGCAACUUAUUUUGGAAGAUGGGGAGCUGAAUUUAAAUGAGGAAGAGGUUCAGCUGCCGAGAGUCAAACCUGUCAGUCUGCAGCGAAACAUUCAUGGAAGCAACGAGGAGCUUUUAUUUGGCCUUGAAUGACCCUUCAGGUGUGGCUCAGAGCUGCCACUUUAAUUUAGAUAAUAAAACCUGCAUCAGUAGAUUAAGAUUCCCAUGAUUUGUUAGGUUUGCAGUUAUUCAGCACGUCCUGGGACUCCAUCCAGAUGUUUGAUUUAAGGAUCCAUCCAGAUGUUUAAUGUAAGGACCCAUCCAGAUGUUUAAUUUAAGGACCCAUCCAGAUGUUUGAUUUAAGGAUCCAUUCAUGUUUAAUUUAAGGAUCCAUCCAGAUGUUUGAUUUAAGG